AUGACAUCAAAAUGGCAAGCCAUACAUCUUCUCCAUGGAGUCCGAGCCAUAGUUGGUGGUCAAGGCCCCCCUGUGAUUCUCAUUCCAGGCUGGCCACAAACAGCAGAGGCGUUUAGCGACAUCUUCGAGCCCCUUUCAAAACAGUAUCAGUUCUUCGCUCUCGAUCCCCCAGGCUUGGGCGAUUCACCUGCUCCCCUCAAUGGUUAUGAUACCGCCAACGUGAGCAAAGUCAUGGCCGAAGCUGUUCACGAUCAUUUGAAAGAUAAAUCGUACCAUCUGGUUGGCCACGAUGUGGGUGGAUGGAUUGCUUAUCCCUGGGCUGCUCAAUUCCAAUCGAAAAUCAAAUCGCUCAGUAUACUGGACGCAUCGGUGCCGGGUUUCUUGCCCAAGUUUGAGUUUCCAUUGUCUCGCCAAACCAACUUGCGUCUUUGGCAAUUCUCAUUCAAUGCGCUUCCUGAAUUACCCGAAAUCCUGACGACUGGCCGCGAGCGGGAGCUACUCACCUGGUUCUUCAAUUUGAAGACCGUUCAUCCCGGUGGUUUGCCUAAAGAUCAAUUUGAACGCUAUAUCCAAGCGUAUUCAAGACCGGGAGCGAUGAGUCGGGGGUUCGAGUAUUACAGAGCUUUUGAAACAAGCGCGAAACAGAAUUUGGAAUUUACAAAGACACCACUCGAUAUCCCUGUCUUGGCUUUAGGUGGUGCUAGCUCGGUCGGUUCGGGCAUGAUUCAGUUGGUCCAGAACUUUGCGACUAAAGUUUCCGGUGGAGCUAUUGAGGAUUGUGGGCAUUUUCUCCCUGAAGAACAACCAUCUGCUGUGGCACAGAGGCUGCUGGAGUUUUUAGAGGCAAAUGAAACGGACUAA
This is a messenger RNA of Penicillium cataractarum, 861 nucleotides long. RefSeq names its product alpha/beta fold hydrolase. Gene Ontology annotation, molecular function: catalytic activity. The transcript has a single exon. NCBI's taxonomy places the organism in Eukaryota, Fungi, Ascomycota, Eurotiomycetes, Eurotiales, Aspergillaceae. The record is from RefSeq and is a predicted model, not a curated record. Bases 1 to 861 code for a protein of 286 amino acids.